Messenger RNA from Drosophila busckii, 572 nucleotides. RefSeq lists its product as uncharacterized. The record is from RefSeq and is a predicted model, not a curated record. Lineage: Eukaryota; Metazoa; Arthropoda; Insecta; Diptera; Drosophilidae. The transcript has 3 exons. Bases 40 to 471 code for a protein of 143 amino acids.
CUUGGGAGAAACUUCAAUCGAAAGACAAGACAAGUCGAUAUGGCCUGCCUGUGGGGUCAGUGGACAAAGGCGGGUAUACUGGUGGCAAACGAUACGCAGGUGUAUAUGGCACAGCAGCCUGGUUUUAAAUUGGAACCACUGAUGCGGCAAGAUCAAGCUGUAGCACGCGAUAGUUCGUAUAAAGUUCGCUAUGUUCUAGGUGGCUAUGUGCAGGGCGCAAAGCUAGUGGCCCGAAGCGUUGAGUACUUUAACCACUUAAGCCCACAGGAUAUAAGCGUGCAAAUCAAUUAUCCUGAAUCAGGCAUUGGAUCGAACGUUACCUACGUGGAGAUUCUAUGCACGCAGAAUAAUAAUGAGGGUGGAGCUUAUUUGGUAGCAGGUGGAAUUGGUGAGCGUCUUGUGUCUGUCAUAAUAGAGGCCAAGCACACUCAAAACUUUAACUAUCAGGCCAAGUACCAUGGGCUGCCUUAGCAGCAAAUUCACACCAUACUUUUGUUGUUCUUCUUCCUCUUCUAAGCCGACUGUAGUAGCGCUAUUUAUUAAUGAAAUAUAUGUAUCUUUAAUAAUGCUGU